Molecule: messenger RNA, 324 nt
Organism: Mycena indigotica
Lineage: Eukaryota; Fungi; Basidiomycota; Agaricomycetes; Agaricales; Mycenaceae
Exons: 3
Coding region: 16-324 (102 amino acids)
Source: RefSeq, a predicted model, not a curated record
UGCCUCAGUUCCCUCAUGAAUACGUCAAAUUUGGAACUCUACGACAUCCCAGCCUGGAAACUUGUCUUACGGAUUGAAGCAUACACGAAGAAGAUCACAGCCUGUGAGGCGGAUAUGGAGAGAGAUGACUUGACGGCUGAGGAGAGGGAGACUGCUGAAAGAAACUGUGCCGAAUGGUAUCGUGAGCGUGCUCAGUUACAAGAAGUAUGCGACGUCGUGUUGGAGAGGGAGGAUCUGAAAUACUUCGACCCUCCGCCGACUCCGUGGGUGACCAAGUUCUUAGAGCGCUGGUUUCUUUUCGGUUCAAAGGAUAAAACAGUCUAA